This is a messenger RNA of Schistocerca gregaria, 3576 nucleotides long. Its product is annotated as macrophage colony-stimulating factor 1 receptor-like. The record is from RefSeq and is a predicted model, not a curated record. Gene Ontology annotation, biological process: cell surface receptor protein tyrosine kinase signaling pathway; protein phosphorylation; multicellular organism development. NCBI's taxonomy places the organism in Eukaryota, Metazoa, Arthropoda, Insecta, Orthoptera, Acrididae. Gene Ontology annotation, cellular component: signaling receptor complex. Bases 25 to 1923 code for a protein of 632 amino acids. The transcript has 16 exons. Gene Ontology annotation, molecular function: ATP binding; transmembrane receptor protein tyrosine kinase activity; protein binding.
CCACGGAUCGCCGCGCCGCGCGCAAUGGACUGCACUGCCCCGCUGCUGCCUCUGCUGCUGUCUCUGCUGCUGCUUGCUGCUUCCGCAAAGGGCGGGCCUAGGCGCGCACCCCACAACUUCGACGGCGCAGCGCGCUGCUUGCUCGCCUGCCAGGAGCACUGGAAAGUCUGCGCUAAACGCUGCUUGCCGCCACGGCCGCCGACCAACCUGACGAUCCUCGAAGGUGCGUCCCGCUCAGGAGCGCUGUCGCCGCGUCUUCUGCGGCGCGUGUGCCGUGGAGAGGACCUGCUGCGCGUCGCCUGGGAUCCUCCCCCACCACAGGUGCCAGCCCCGGACCUCUACCUGGCGCAGGCCACCGACGACCGCAGCCGCCGGGCCACGGUCAACUGGACGCGACACGGGGACGUAAUACUGGACAUGCUGAGUCCGGGCCGCGACUACGUCAUCACGCUGCGGCCGCUCUGGCUGGAGCCCGCUGUCGCCCGACUCGCCAGCGACGACGCAGACAUAGACGGCGCUUCCGACGCUACGGUGGCCGUCUUCAGAGACGCAACGCUACCCGCGAAGCACAACGUGUCGGGCGUGGUGGACGUGCGCACCCGUGUGAUAGCGCGACCGGACGGCACCGUCGGUGCCUUCGUCUCCUGGCUGCCUGGUGAAGACGCGACGUGUUUCAGCGACAUCUGGCGAGCGCCGCCGGAGGACGUCAGAGUACACCGGGCUCACGAGCCGCUGUACCUCCAAGAGGACCAGAGAGGAGGCGGCGCCUGGCUGUCGUACAGGCUGGACGGCCUGUCUUUCGACACUACGUACGAGCUGCGGGUGAUUCCUCGCGACCGCAACGAGACACGCGAGGGACCCGACCGCCUUGCGGAACUUACCGUCCCGCCCUGUGCGGACAUCUUUCCAGGCAACACUGAAAUUUGUGGCGACAGCGGCACGACCACUCCAGAAGUGACUCCUUUCAUGGCUGGCGGCUACCCAGCCCUCAAUGCACCAUUUCCUGACGACAGUCCUGAGCUGCCGCCAUCUCUUUCUGCGAGAAGAGCUACUGCAGAAUCGCUGCACACGACACAGCUUAUCAGACGGGCGGCGCCGGCGGUGGGCGGCGCGGGAGGCGCGCUGGCAGAGCGCGGGAUGCCGUCGCCCUCGCCGUACGCACUGGCGGCCGCUGCCCUCGCAGCGCUUGCCAUGGGCGGUGCGGGGGCGGCGUUCACAGCGCGCUGCCUCUCCCGCAGGGUUCGCCGGAGGCGCGCCAAGCUCUGCUUCCAGGAACUGGCGGAGAAGGAGCCGAGCCCAGGGUCGGCCGCUUCUGCUUCGGCGCCUGCGCCGGCGGAGUGGGAGUCGCCGCUGGACGCAGAGGAAGCCGGCGACGGGUGGGAGGUGUCUGCGGGCCGGCUGCUGCUGGCCGACCAGCUGCUGGGAGAGGGCGCCUUCGGGCUGGUGCGCCGCGGCCUGCUGCGACAGCCCGGCCGGCCGCCGCUGCCCGUCGCCGUCAAGAUGCUCAGGGAUGACCCGUCGCCAGAGGACGUCCGCCAGUUCGAGCGCGAGAUCGAACUGAUGAAGUGCGUAGGCCGGCACCCGCACAUCGUGUCCAUGGUGGGCUGCGUCACCAGCCCCACGCGCCUCAUCGUCGAGUACUGCGAACUCGGAGACUUGCUGCACUUCCUGCGCAGGGCCUGGGUAGCAGUGUCACAGAGAGAAUCCUGCUGUGACAAUAAAAUAAAAUACGCACAGCUUCUUGCAACUCCAGGUACUCCAGAUGGAUACUAUAAUCAGAAUGCAUGUAUUGCCCAUAACCACAUGUAUGACAUGCAGAAUGAACUAAGCUCAAAUGAAGCACAAGAAGAAGACACUGAAGUUGCUCUGAAGCCCUCAGACCUACUGUCCUUUGCACGGCAGAUUGCAAUGGGUAUGGAGUGAUACAAGAACAAGUAUGAUGGUUCCAUGCUGCUCUAUUAUAAGGCAUAAACAAAAGGAAAAACUGCCUCAUAAAUGAACUGAUGAAAAGAACAAAAAAUUUUACUAAUAUGGGAAAGAAAUGAAAAUAAAGUCUUGAAUGUAACAAAGCAACUAUUAAGGAGAAAUUGAUAAUUUUAAGUAAACUAUUAUAGGAGUGUGACAUAAAAUGCUGAAUUAAACAAAAAAACUAUUUGGUAAUGACUGCCAAAUAAUGUGAUAACAUGAGUCAUGCUGUUUAGAAUGUCUGCAAUUUGUACAUGAUCCUUGCUCAUCAAGUGAUAUUUCCACAAUGAAGUUGAAGACGUACUCUCAGAUCAAUAUUCCUGGGCAGAGAGAUCCCUUGGAGUUACACUUUAAGUAUUAUUUCUUUGCUGCAAGCAUUGAGAACACAGCAUGUACAGGAUGAAAUCUUAUCUGCUGUUCCCUAUCUGUAGAUGAUAAUUUUUAUUUUGUGCUUCAGCUACCCAAACAUCAAUUAUCAGCUGCAACUUGUUUAAAUUUCGAUUUUUAAAAGUGUCUGACAAAAAGGCAGCAUUCUUAAUUUUAAAAAUUCAGGAAAGUUCUUAGGCCAUGUUGUUGUGGCGUAAAAUUCACAGACUGGUUUGCUACAGCUCUGCAUGCUAGUCCAUCCUGUUCAAUUCCAGAGUAUUGUGGGAGGCAGUACAGCUGUAUUAAUUUAUGACACGGCGAUAGACCUUUUGUUCUUGUAAUGUUUUGUAACAGUGGCAAAGCAUAUUUUUGCCGUGUGAGUUUACUGAUUUAUUUCAAUGUUUGGGGGACCCUUAUUUCAUAUGUCAUUUUUAUUUAUCUUCUUUAUUUCUGAAAAUGUAUGUUUUCAUAUUGUCAAGUUGUCAGGGUGAAACAUGGAUAAUCAUAUGUGACUAUUUAUGUUUCCACCUAUCAGUUAUUAGCAGAGAAUUUUGAUCUUACCAACAUAUAAAACUGUUAAAACCCAUUAUAAUUUAUUGUUUCUAAAAAUAAUUGAUUAUUUGAAUUCAACAAAACUGCAAUUUGUAUAUACACUCAGAUAUUUACAUUACUGUAAGAAUGCGAUGGCUCCUUGAUGUUUGUUUCAGUGCAGAUGCAGUAUCAUCAUCUGAACUCCUAAGGGAGUCAAUAAUUUGUGUGUAGGGGGUUAAUAGAUAAGGGACAGUGCAUCACAGUGUAUGAUAAAUUGUGAAUUGGCUCAGAUGGAAAGUGGCCAAGGCAGUUGAAGUAGUCAUUAUAGAGAAGUGGAGCAUCCAGGUUGAGUCCCAGUCUGGUACAAAUUUUCAGCUUUCGCCAGUGCAUUACCACAGUGCCCUCUGUGGCUGGAAGUAAUGUGUUCUCUGCCCAUCCUUUCCCUUUACUUCUCCAUCCUCUAUUCCACAUUAUUUUUAAAAAAACUUGCAGUUAUUAUUCAGUGUAAACUAUUCAACAUAUAUGUCAUCUGUGAACAAAUAUCAAUAUGAAUGAUACUUGUAUGAAGUCAUAUUGUAACUGUGUUGUUGAAUGGACAUGACAAAAUAAGACUGUAACUUUACCCAUGUGAAAUUUAUUCGGAUGUAUGAAGAAAUAUGAAAAAUAGUUUUGUGAUUAUUCACGAGUGGGAGAAUAUAUACUAUGAUGAUUUCA